This is a messenger RNA of Salvia splendens (bonfire salvia), 1209 nucleotides long. RefSeq lists its product as uncharacterized. The coding region runs from base 1 to 1209 and encodes 402 amino acids. The transcript has 4 exons. NCBI's taxonomy places the organism in Eukaryota, Viridiplantae, Streptophyta, Magnoliopsida, Lamiales, Lamiaceae. The record is from RefSeq and is a predicted model, not a curated record.
AUGAGAGAGGAAGUUCUUAAAGAAGUACUCAAGCUACUGUCGCUGGGUAUCAUAUAUUCCAUUCCAGACAGCAAGUGGGUAAGCCCAGUCCAUAUGGUACCUAAGAAGUCAGGCAUCCAAGUGGUUACGAAUGAGAACAAUGAAUUGGUGCCCACAAGAUUAGUGACCGGGUGGCGGAUGUGCAUAGACUACCGGAAACUAAAUGAGGCUACGCGGAAGGACCAUUUUCCGUUACCAUUCAUAGAUCAAAUGUUGGAAAGAUUGGCAGACCUAUUGGAGGAAUGUAUCGAGAUUUUUAUGGAUGACUUCACGGUCUACGGGAAUUCUUUAGAAGCUUGCCUAGACAAUUUGGAUCUAGUAUUACAGAGAUGCAGAGAGAAAAAUCUAGUGCUGAAUUUCGAAAAGUGCCACUUCAUGGAAUCAGAAGGAAUAAGGGGAUUUUUGAGUCAUGCUGGAUUCUACCGGAGGUUCAUCAAGGACUUUGAUGAGGCAUGUCAAGGGGCCUACCAAGUUCUGAAGGAAAGACUUGUAUUAGCCCCUAUCAUUAGAGCUUCAGAUUGGAAUUACCCUUUCGAGGUAUUCGUGUUUACCGAUCAUGCAACGUUAAAGUAUCUACUGACAAAGAAAGAAUCUAAGCCACGAUUGAUCCGAUGGGUGUUGCUACUCCAAGAGUUUGAUUGGGAAGAUAAGGACAAGAAAGGCACUGAGAACAAGGUAGCUGAUCAUCUUAGCAGAAUUUUCCAAGGAGAAACUGAAGAGGCUAUACCAGACGCGUUCCCAGAGGAACAUCUAUACUACACAGGGGGAACCUCAAGCCUCAUUUGUUGGGAUAAGGUAAUGGUCGCGACUGGAGCUGGAGUUUCUGACAAAGGAAAGUACUCGUUGAAUGUGGAACCAUGGUUUGCUGACCUAGCAAACUACUUAGUCACGGGGGAAUUGCCCAGUACUCCAGAUAUUUCACGGGCCCAGAGGAUGAAAAUCAGAAGUGAGGCCAAGUAUUAUUUCUGGGAUGAUUCGUAUCUAUGGAGAAUGGGGUCCGACCAAGUAAUCAGGAGAUGCAUCCCGGAAUGGGAGCAUAGAGACGUACUAGACCACUGCCAUGCAUUGGCGUGCGGUGGGCAUUUUGGUCCAAGGAAGACUGCUCGGAAGGUUUUAGACAGUGGUUUCUAUUGGCCGACAUUGAACAAGGAUGCUUAUGACUACUGCUAG